Messenger RNA from Diospyros lotus (date-plum), 3743 nucleotides. RefSeq lists its product as uncharacterized. Gene Ontology annotation, biological process: mRNA alternative polyadenylation. The record is from RefSeq and is a predicted model, not a curated record. The transcript has 2 exons. Gene Ontology annotation, molecular function: mRNA binding. NCBI's taxonomy places the organism in Eukaryota, Viridiplantae, Streptophyta, Magnoliopsida, Ericales, Ebenaceae. The coding region runs from base 204 to 2135 and encodes 643 amino acids. Gene Ontology annotation, cellular component: mRNA cleavage and polyadenylation specificity factor complex.
CUUCCUUCCCCUUCCAAUAUUUUUAUUUCAUUUUCGAGUUUUAUGGCUUUAAUAUUUGGAAGACGACUCCGCCCAGUCUCCGACACCACCCCACCACCGUAGGGCAAAACCUCCUGCUCGCUUUCUUGCCCCUCUGCGAUUAUCUGCUGAAGAUAAGGUGGAGAAAGUUAGGUACUUUGAUUUAAUUUUGAGUUGUGGCGUACAUGGAUCCGGCGGCUGAAGAGCAAUUAGAUUUUGGAGAUGAGGAGUAUGGAGGUGCUCAAAAGAUGCAGUAUGAGGGAAGUGGAGCAAUUUCUGCUCUUGCGGAUGAUGAGAUGAUAGGUGAAGACGAUGAAUAUGAUGAUCUCUAUAAUGAUGUUAAUGUUGGAGAAGGCUUCUUGCAGCUGCAGCGUUCAGAAGCACCAGGGCCACCUCCGGGUGUGGGUAAUGGGGGAUUCCAAAACACAGAUUCCAGUCUUCCUGAAACUAGAGAUGAAGUUGCAGGAUCACAGCAGGUAAGCAUUCAUGGGGUUGCAACUGAAGGGAAACAUUCAAAUCCUGAGAUUCAUUCUCCUGAGUCAAAAGAGGGGCUGACAACUGAUAGGGGACAAGUGGGAACUACUGACAUUGCUCAAGCUAGAAUGGUUCAGGGCAUGACUGAUGGUGCUCAAGUAGGACAUAUGGGAUUUCGGGGGCCAACACCUAUCCCCAACAAAUUGGGGGUUGAUUCUACUAAAAUGUCAGGGAAAAUGGUCCCCGAGUCUGCUCCAUUGCCAAACCCUAGCACGGUUGGUCCUAGAAGUGUUCCACAGAUACCGCCUAAUCAGGUGGGCAUGAAUCCUAAUGCCAAUGUGAACCGUCCAGUGGUUAAUGAAAAUCCUAGCCGACUGGCUUUGGAGAAUGGAGGAACCAUGCUCUUUGUGGGAGAACUACAUUGGUGGACUACUGAUGCAGAGCUCGAGAGUAUGCUAUCACAAUAUGGGAGGGUAAAAGAGAUUAAGUUCUUUGACGAGAGAGCUAGUGGCAAAUCAAAAGGCUAUUGCCAAGUUGAAUUUUAUGACCCAGCUGCAGCAGCUGCAUGCAAAGAAGGAAUGAAUGGUCAUGUUUUUAAUGGGAGAGCUUGUGUAGUGGCCUUUGCUACUCCACAAACCAUAAAACAGAUGGAUGCUUCUUAUUUGAACAAAAACCAAGUCCAGACUCAGUCUCAGUCACAAGGAAGGAGGCCUAUGAAUGAUGGGGGGAGAGGUAGUGGAAUGAAUCAACCUGGUGGAGAUGCAGGGAGGAAUUAUGGGAGAGGGGGGUGGGGACGAGGAGGUCCUGGGGGUGGACCCAUGAGGGGAAGAGGUGGGCCUAUGGGAGCAAAGAACAUGGUUGGAAACACUUCUAUUGUUGGAAGUGGUGGUAGUGGAGGAGCGUAUGGGCAAGGCCUUGCAGGUCCCCCUUUUGGUGGUCCUCCUGCUGGUUUGAUGCCUCCUCAGGGUAUGAUGGGUGCUGGUUUUGAUCCGACAUAUAUGGGUAGAGGAGCAGGCUACGGGGGCUUAGGGCAUCCUUUUCCUGGAAUGCUUCCUUCAUUUCCUGCUGUUAAUGCAAUGGGGCUUGCUGGGGUGGCUCCUCAUCUCAAUCCUGCCUUCUUUGCGAGAGGAGUAAUCCCUAAUGGAAUGGGGACGAUGGGGCCCACUGGAAUGGAUGGGCAUCAUGCUGGAAUGUGGACUGACACAAGCAUGGGUGGAUGGGGAGGAGAAGAAUAUGGGCAUAGGACUAGAGAGUCAAGUUAUGGUGGCGAAGAUGGUGCUUCUGAAUAUGGACAUGGAGAGGGUAGCCAUGAAAAGGAAGUAAGGUCAAAUGUGGCUUCCAGGGAGAAGGAACGAGGUUCUGAACGUGAUUGGUCAGGAAAUCCCGAGAAAAGGCAUCGGGAUGAGAGGGAGAUGGAAAGGGACCGGUAUGAGCGAGAUCACAGGUACAGGGAGGAAAAGGAUAGUUACAGGGAGGUCCGGGACCAGCGGCAAAGAGACCGUGACAUGGGAUAUGAGGAUGAAAGGGACAGGGGACAAUCAUCAUCAAGAACUCGAAAUAGGUCUAAAGCUAUGCCAGAAGAUGAUCGCAGGCGAUCAAGGGAUGCAGAUUAUGCGAAGCGGAGACGCCUUCCACCAGAGUGACAGAAUUGAGCAUUUGAUUCUUCUUAGAGAGGUUGCUAGAAUGCCUUGCCUCUAGUAUUCUCACUGCCUUUUGUCUCUUCAUCAGGUUGCUAGAAUGCAUCUACCGUCACAAUUUCUGGUUUUAUUGGCCCCACAUGCAGAGCGUAGCUUCUGGACUAACAAAGUAAGUUCUGCUUGUGUGGGUCAAAUUAAAAUAGUUUUUCCUGUUUGUUUUUACUGCCUUAAGACCUAGCUUUUUCCAACAUUCGCACUGAAGUCUAAAGAUGCUUUGUUCCUUUCAAGUACUUUACCUACUGGUUUAUCCUUUUGGAGGUUGGACUGUUAAUGCCCCAAAAUAUCAUUCUCGUUUUGUUGUUAUUUCUUGCACUAAUCCACUUUUGGGAGAUUAUUUCUUCUUCAGGGCUUGUGACCUUGAGGUCCUGAAACAUUUUGUUAUUCUACAUGAUUGCUUGAGGUGGCUUUUUUUUUUUUUUUGGUUCUCAAGUGUUUUUUUUUUUCUGAGUGAAGCAAUUAACUACUGCUAGAUGGAUAAAGCUGUUAAGUUUUUGUGACUGUUGCAGUUUCCUGAAUGAGUGAGCAGUUGUUUUAACCUGAAUGCUAGCCGUUAAUUGAAUAUCCAGUUGAAAUUCAUCCGCCUUGCAUUGUUCUUUCUGAAGGUCCUCUGCUGGCUUUAAAAAUCCCAAUCUUCUCAGUUCCACUAAUACAGUCUCAUUUUCUUCUAUAACAAGUAUGGUACUAGCAAUCACAUGCUGUAGAAAAUUUUCUAUCUUCCGGUCUCAUCAUUAUUGAUUUGUAUAGGAAUUGCUUUUCUUGAGCUUGGCAUCCAUUCUGUUGUGUGAUUCAGUCGGACCAUCUGAGGAUCUUUAAAUCCUCUGUGGACAAAAGGAUAAGAAAGCCUGGGAGGAGUAUAAUGAAGAUUGGAUGUGUGAAUUAAUAUAGCUCCUUUAGUUGUGGCAAAAACCACUGAUGGUACUAGUGAGGAGCACUUGAAGUAUGUAGUAUAAGAUAUAGUCUUGCUUGCAACCAACUGUACAUUGGGACAAACAUCACUGACAUGUAUAGAUUGUAUUCAUUUGUAUGGAUUUCCUAUAUGCAGUAUGUGGAAAUGGGAAGGUAAAACUUGGAAGUCAGAUGAUCCUUAUAAUUGUUUCCAUCACCCCCCUCUUGCAUAAAUUAUUUGGGAACAAAUAUAAAACUUCAAAACUAGGUCCCUUUUUUCGCACUUAUCAUGUCUGAGACAGCAUACUUUGGACACAUCUCUGAUGUGAGAUGUAAAUUUCUACCUCUUAGGCACUGUAGUUAGAUAAUUUUUAAUGUCAGAAAUUAAGUGGGAUGUUUGAAGUUGAUAAAUCCUUUCUUAGCAUCUUGUUUCCUAAUAUAUUUAAAGUAUUAUGCUACCUUUGAUUUAAGGAUUGAAUUCAAAAUAUGCACUAUUAUGGUAUGGCUUACUAAAGUGUCUAUUAUGUUAAAAAUAUCAAUGAAAUUCAUAUAGAGCUUGAUAUCAACUCAAGAUUCAAUGCUCUAUGUAAUACUCUAUUCAUAACACUCAAAUGUUGGCCUAUUGCGAAGUCUUCCUUAAUAAAAUUUUGAUUUUUGACGUGGGGAUUC